AUGGGAGAAUCUGCAGCCACAACUUUCGCUUCCAUACUCGUUCUGGGUUUAGGCUUCGCUGCUGCAGGUUAUAUAUAUCACAAGUUUUAUAAAUGGCUUGUCGUUAAAAAGAUGACACACGCUUUUGAGCCUGGUGAUCCUGUCCUCGACUUGGCUGCAAUUGGAAAGGAUGUUCCUCACCAACCUGGCGGUACCAGUGAACACUGGAUAUUCCGUCCCGAGCAAGAACGAGUUGACGCUAUCGUCAUGGGAAGUAUCGCAGGACACUACCACCUCUUGAUAGGCGAGAAGGGAUGUGGUAAAAGCAGUAUGCUCAUUGAUGCCAUGCGGAAAAACGAUGGCGAUGGUGUUGCCAUGUUUGAGGCCCAUGCUGACCUCGAAAUCUUUCGCAUUCGCCUUGGCAAAGCUCUUGACUACGAAUUCCACGAGGAUUAUAUCGGCGGAUAUUUCAGCGAGAGGGGCCCCCGCGACACCACGGCUCUGCUGGAUAUUGAGCGUGCCUUGAACAAGCUGGAAAAGGUGGCCAUGACGAAGCGGAAAGAAAGAGGCAAGCCUCUUGUGGUCAUCGUAAACCAGAUGCAUCUUCUCCGGCACGAUGAUGAUGGACGAGACCUGAUUGAACUCCUCCAGCAAAAGGCUGAGCAAUGGGCUGCUGCUAACAUUGUUACCAUGGUUUUCAACUCGGAUGAUUACUGGGUAUACGAGCGCCUGAAGCAGCUAGCCACCAGAAUGGAGGUCCUCCCUGUUACAGACCUGCCCAAGCAACAAGCUAUAUCGGCCCUACAGAGGUAUCGACAGAAGUACUGGAAGGAGAACGUUGAACACGGACUUCUCGAAGAGGUCUAUGACAGUGUUGGGGGACGCUUAAGCUUUCUCAACCGAGUAGCAAAGAGUCGCGACAUGCUUGGCACUUGCGAAAGAAUCAAGGAGAUAGAAAAGAGAUGGUUCCUCAAUCAAUGCUGGAUCUUGGGUAAGGAGAUGGAUGACGAUGUUAUGGAUCAACAGAAGUGGGCUGCUGCUGCUAUGAGUCUGGCUAAGGCCUUGGUUGACAAAGAAGAUGAUACGGCGAACGACGAGACGUAUGAUCCUAUUGAAGGACAUAAGCUUCCGACAUAUCCGUUUCACAUCGCCCAGCAAAUCAUGACAAGAUGCGACUUUAUUCGAGACCUCGACAGGAUGAACUUGUUUAGCAUCACAAGCCAGGCAGAUGUUCGUGCGAGCAGCGUACCGAUGCAUCGUGCGUUCAGAGAGAUAUGUUCCGAGCCUGGUUUCGACAAGCACCUGGAACUCACCAUAGAGAGAAUUGCCGCCAUUGAGAGUUUGGGCCGAACCCGCGAGCUUGUCACUAAGGAUCUGGUGCUCGGCGGUCAAUACGAGAUCGAGCAAACCCGAAAAGGUAUCACGGUGAAGUUGAGGGAAGGCGAAGAGCCAGAGACAGUACAAUGGUUUCCUGGAAAUGAGGGGCCGCCAAGUCCAGAAGAAUGA
Molecule: messenger RNA, 1485 nt
Organism: Fusarium coffeatum
Lineage: Eukaryota; Fungi; Ascomycota; Sordariomycetes; Hypocreales; Nectriaceae
Exons: 2
Coding region: 1-1485 (494 amino acids)
Source: RefSeq, a predicted model, not a curated record